CAGAACCAGCAAUCCCAAAAGCUUAAUUUCAACUUUCUGUCUUCUAUUUUUGAGUGACUAUCUUUUCCUGUCUCCGAUCUCUCUCUCACCAUGAUUAAUUUUCAAGCAGCUUCUUUUAUUAUCUUAAAGAUGUUAUUUGUUCUGGUUCUUCUCCUCCCAAGCACAUCUGGUGAUUGUACGUGUGAUUCUACGGCCAAAGAGAAUGACAGUAGCUCAGCAGUACUAAAAUAUAAACUGGGUUCAAUAGCCUCCAUUCUUGUUGCUAGUGCUGUAGGGGUAUGCAUUCCAUUGCUAGGCAAGAAAAUUCCAGCUUUGAGGCCAGAAAAUGAUAUCUUUUUCAUUAUCAAGGCCUUCGCAGCUGGUGUGAUUCUAGCAACCGGAUUCAUUCACAUACUGCCGGAUGGAUUUGAUCGCUUGACUUCUCCAUGCCUUAAUCAAAAUCCGUGGGGCAAUUUUCCCUUCACAGGCUUCUUUGCCAUGGUCUCUGCUAUUGGAACAUUAAUGGUUGACACGUAUGCCUCUAGCUAUUAUAAGAGUAUGCACUUUAAGAAUCAGGGAAAUGUUGCAGCUGAAGAGACGGUCGAUGAGCACGUGGGUCACGUACAUGUUCACACGCAUGCCGCACAUGGUCACGCUCAUGGGUCAUCAGUCACCCCUUCCGAAGGAAUGCAUCUGCCGGAGCUAAUCCGUCACCGUAUUAUAGCACAAGUGUUGGAAUUAGGGAUUGUGUUUCAUUCAGUGAUCAUUGGAGUAGACUUGGGUGCUUCUAAAAGCGUUGCGACGGUAAAGCCUCUCCUAGUAGCCUUGACUUUCCAUCAAUUUUUUGAGGGUAUUGGGCUUGGUGGCUGCAUGACUCAGGCAAAAUUCAAGUCUAGGUCUGCGGCAAUAAUGGCAAUAUUUUUCUCACUGACAACCCCAGUAGGGAUUGCUGUGGGCAUGGGGAUAUCAAGUACUUACAACGAUAACAGCCCAACUGCUCUAAUUGUGGAAGGGACUUUCAAUGCUCUUGCAGCUGGGAUUCUGAUUUAUAUGGCGCUUGUUGACCUGCUAGCACAUGAUUUCAUGAACCCGAGAGUGCAAAACAAUCUGAGACUCCAAUUAGGAGUAAAUAUCUCUCUUCUUCUUGGGGCUGGAUGUAUGUCUCUGUUGGCCAAAUGGGCUUGAAUUUUAACCUCUCUUUUUGGACAACGUCACACCACCAUAAAGAAAUACGAAGUACAUAUCACAGAAAGUUUUCGCCGGUGUUACAUAUAUUUUACGUAAAUCAAAAGAACAAAGUGUCAUAUAUAUAGCAAAGUUUUCUCUGAUUUGUUUGUUUCGGUUGACUACCUCAACCUAGCUCCACUCUUGUCCUUCAAUUUUUCUGUAACUUUAUUUAUUUGUUUCUUUAGUAAAGUUUCUUUUCCUUCCGGGUCAA
This is a messenger RNA of Alnus glutinosa, 1417 nucleotides long. Its product is annotated as zinc transporter 1-like. Gene Ontology annotation, biological process: zinc ion transmembrane transport. NCBI's taxonomy places the organism in Eukaryota, Viridiplantae, Streptophyta, Magnoliopsida, Fagales, Betulaceae. Gene Ontology annotation, molecular function: zinc ion transmembrane transporter activity. Gene Ontology annotation, cellular component: plasma membrane. The coding region runs from base 91 to 1164 and encodes 357 amino acids. The record is from RefSeq and is a predicted model, not a curated record. The transcript has 4 exons.